GAGUCUACUGUAACUUUAAGAGUCGAGGGAGCAGCACACUGACAUGCACACACUAUAUCUGGGUGUGACACAGUUCAUAGUAGUCAUUUCUUACUCCGCGUUUGUUCGCACCAUGUCCGCCUCUGAGUGGAAGACGAGAUGUGAGAAAGAGUGGGGUCUGCAGGGAGCUCCACUGCCCGACACUGUGGACUGGAAGUCCACGUUUGAAGCCAAACCGCUGGGGAGGAAUUUACUGAAGAACCAUUCACCUCACGGCGUGAGUAAGGAUGGGCCUCCCCCUGAGCCGGAUCUGCCUGAGAGGCCGGACCAAGGACCUCCUCGAUUUGAGCCCGAAGGCAAUUACACCGGAUGGACCACGAGUACAGAAACCCUCCCCUACGACUCCAGUGGCAUCCCAGCAGGUGCUGUUAUCUGUCAGCUGGGGCGUUACAGCUGGUUCUCCAUGGAGCAGGUUGUGGACCUGAAGGCUGAGGGACUGUGGGAGGAGCUACUGGAUGAGUUUCAGCCUGAAAUAGUCAUCCAGGACUGGUAUGAGGAGAGUCAGCUGCAUAACAACAUCUACGAGCUGCACGUGAAGUUACUCGCUGCAGACAAAAGCACGGUGAUCUCAGAGCACUCUGUCCAGCCCCUCGAGGACCGCAGCACUUACUCACACAACUGGAAGGAGGUGUCACACGUGUUCUCUGGUUAUGGACCCGGGGUGAGAUAUGUUCACUUCCUGCACCGGCUGAAGAACAUGUUCCUGAAUGGGUUCCACCAAACUCUGUUCACCGGCAGCUCAGUGAUUGUCAAGCCAACAAAAACCAGCUCUUAGACUGGAUCUUCCUGAAACCUGCAGAGCACAUACAUGUAAACAAGCUAACACAUUCAGUAUAACCAGCAUGAUCAACACAUAAACACCAGAGUCUAGUUAUUCAAUGAUUUUACUGCACUUACAAACAUUACAGUGUGCCUUCAUCAGUGCUUUUAUAUGCAGUUUUUAAUCUUUUUAUGCUGAUUAUUCUGAUUUUGCACUUGCUUAACUAUUUGUGCAAUAAUAAAGAACUAUUUCCUGAA
This is a messenger RNA of Labrus mixtus (cuckoo wrasse), 1056 nucleotides long. RefSeq names its product P1, F-box associated domain containing (gene nccrp1). The record is from RefSeq and is a predicted model, not a curated record. Bases 44 to 814 code for a protein of 256 amino acids. Gene Ontology annotation, molecular function: ubiquitin protein ligase activity. Gene Ontology annotation, cellular component: SCF ubiquitin ligase complex; cytoplasm. Lineage: Eukaryota; Metazoa; Chordata; Actinopteri; Labriformes; Labridae. The transcript has 6 exons. Gene Ontology annotation, biological process: SCF-dependent proteasomal ubiquitin-dependent protein catabolic process; glycoprotein catabolic process.